Messenger RNA from Rhodamnia argentea, 1446 nucleotides. Its product is annotated as GDSL esterase/lipase EXL3-like. Bases 94 to 1215 code for a protein of 373 amino acids. Lineage: Eukaryota; Viridiplantae; Streptophyta; Magnoliopsida; Myrtales; Myrtaceae. Gene Ontology annotation, cellular component: extracellular region. Gene Ontology annotation, molecular function: hydrolase activity, acting on ester bonds. The record is from RefSeq and is a predicted model, not a curated record. The transcript is spliced from 5 exons.
CUUCCUCCUCAUUGUUGCCUUGUGCUGCUGCUUCUUCUUCUUCUUCUUCUCCUUCUCCUCCUCCUUCCUAUUCUUUUGUUGUGCCCAUCAAAGAUGAUGCUAAACUUUGGGAAGCUUCUUUGCCUACCCUCUACCGUAAAUGUGGUUAUCUUCGUCUCCCUCGCCCUUGUCGCGGGCGGGAAGCUCGCCGCCUCCUCCGCGCCGUCCAACCGCAGCGCGCCGGCCGUGCCGGCGGUGAUUGUGUUCGGCGACUCGAUCGUCGAUCCUGGGAACAACAACGGGAUGAAGACGAUAGUCAAGUGCAAUUUCCCGCCGUACGGGAGGGACUUCAUGGGAGGGAAGCCGACCGGAAGGUUUUGCAACGGGAUAGUCCCCUCGGACAUACUCGUCGAAGCAUUUGGAGUUAAGCAGUACUUGCCUGCUUAUUUGGACCCGAGCCUCAAAUUAGAAGACCUCCUCACCGGGGUUAGCUUCGCUUCCGGCGCAUCCGGUUACGAUCCUCUCACCUCGAAACUCGCCUCGGUCUUGUCGCUAUCGGAUCAACUAAACCUGUUUAAGGAGUACGUGAACAAGAUCAAAUCGGGCGCCGGAGAAGAGAAGGCAUUGAACAUCGUCACGAACAGCCUCUACAUAGUGGUGUGCGGAAGCGACGACAUUGCAAACACAUACUACACGACUCCAUUCAGGAAAGGGGAAUACGACAUACCGGCCUACACCGAUCUCAUGGUCAGUUCGGCUUCAAGCUUCUUUCAGGAGCUCUAUGGAUUAGGAGCAAGAAAAAUUGGAGUCCUGGGUCUACCACCGAUCGGAUGUGUGCCCUCACAGAGAACACUUGAUGGAGGACUGGCAAGAGCCUGCUCAGAGCCAGCCAAUCAAGCAGCAACCCUCUUCAACUCCAAGCUCUCCUCAGAAAUGGACUCCCUCAACCGAAAGCUCCCUGGCUGCAAUCUAGUCUAUAUGGACAUCUACUCUCCCUUGGUCUCCAUCAUCCAAAACCCUUCGCAACACGGAUUUGAAGUGGUGGACAGAGGGUGCUGUGGCACGGGGAACAUCGAAGUGAGCGUACUGUGUAACCGUCUGGACGAUUUCAAGUCAUGCAAAGAUGACACGAAGUACGUCUUCUGGGACAGUUACCAUCCGACGGAGAAGGCCUAUAAGAUCCUCACGAAACAAGUGAUCAGCCAGUAUGCUGACAAGCUUCUCCGAGACCACUAGGCAUUAUUAGUUGUUUCCGGGUGAAUUGGAUUAGCAACCACCCUCGCAGUUUCCAUAACGCCCCUGCCUCGUAUUAUAGAUUGUAAUGGUGGCAGUAGAAAAUUGCAACUGUCAGUCAGCCGUCUAUCCAUUUCGUUCUCUCAGCGAUAGUGUGAAACAUUCAACUCUUCAUUCAAAAUUCUCCCAAUUAUUGAAACUAUGAUGGUACUUUAAGUGAAUGUUUUCUUCUUA